This is a messenger RNA of Chrysochloris asiatica (Cape golden mole), 633 nucleotides long. RefSeq names its product nudix (nucleoside diphosphate linked moiety X)-type motif 8 (gene NUDT8). The coding region runs from base 1 to 633 and encodes 210 amino acids. The record is from RefSeq and is a predicted model, not a curated record. Lineage: Eukaryota; Metazoa; Chordata; Mammalia; Afrosoricida; Chrysochloridae. The transcript has 4 exons. Gene Ontology annotation, molecular function: coenzyme A diphosphatase activity.
AUGGUGCUUGACAAUCUGUCCGCGGAGGUCGAACGGCGCUGCCGGCAGCUGCUGGCGGGGGCCACUGCCCGGUACCGAGCGCAGGCCGCAGCGGCUGCCGUGCUCGUGCCGUUGUGUUUGGUGCGCGGGGUCCCGGGGCUGCUCUACACGCUGCGAUCCAGACGCAUGACUGGAAAGCACAAGGGCGAGGUCAGUUUCCCAGGUGGCAAGUGUGACCCCACUGACCAGGACGUGGUGCACACGGCCCUGCGGGAGACCCUGGAGGAGCUGGGCCUGGUGGUACCUGAGCAGCACGUGUGGGGGAUCCUGCACCCUGUGCACAACCAGCAAAAGACCACCGUGAUACCUGUGCUUGCCAGUGUGGGCCCCAUGGAUCCUCAGAGUCUCAGGCCCAACCCAGAGGAGGUGGAUGAAGUGUUUGUCCUGCCGCUGGCCCACCUGCUGCAGGCUCAGAACCAAGGUUAUACUCACUUCUGCCAACACGGUCACUACCGCUACACACUGCCUGUCUUCUUGCAUGGGCCACACCGCAUCUGGGGGCUCACCGCUGUCAUCACGGAGUUUGCCCUGCAGCUGCUGGCACCGGACACCUACCAGCCUCGCCUGGCCGGCUUCAGGAUACCCAGGAGCUAA